AUGUCCUAUGUUGAUCCUACGUAAUGGCUAAAUUGCUUUGCACGAUAUGGGCGUUGAUGUUGAACAGCUUAGACGUGUCCAUUUUCAAAACGUGUUUCGCCAAUGCGAUGGAAGAUGAUUUUGGUGAACCAUUGAUCACAGGACCACCGAUAACUAGUUUCCUCUUUGCUGCUGGAGUCUACGUCAUCGUGGCACAAUCGACAUUAUUUCCGGAAUCCUUUCGCAAACCUAAUCCAACGUUGCUCUGCAUUUACGAGUUUCUUACGACAGCGUUCUUCCUGGAGUUCUCGAUCGCCUGCAUCUGGACACCCAUCGAUGUGCUCAUGCUAACUACUCUGCCCAAGGCCAUUUGCCACACUCUUCAAGAUUAUGGAUACAACGAGGUCGCUGAAACCUUCGUAGCCAACAAAUCGUCUAUGGCUGCACUUAGCUACGGAACUUCUAUGACCUUUUUUCUAUUAGCAUUGCACGUUACUAAAACUGUCGACUAUGAGAUACUUACAGAACGCGGACUUACUUACUUCGGUUCCCAUUUGAAAAAUAAACUUUGGCAACAAAUACAGAGCGAACUACCGAAAUCGAAGCAGAUCAAAAGAUGUCCUUGUAAACCUCGAAGGAAUAAUCGUAGCAAGAGUCGUGGCAAGGAUUAUUAA
Molecule: messenger RNA, 653 nt
Organism: Polistes canadensis
Lineage: Eukaryota; Metazoa; Arthropoda; Insecta; Hymenoptera; Vespidae
Exons: 4
Coding region: 24-653 (209 amino acids)
Source: RefSeq, a predicted model, not a curated record